CAGCUGAGAAUCAAUAAUCAAAAUAAGUACAAAAACAGUACAAAACAGCGCCAGGGCGGCGGUGAGGCUACGUCUCAUGAGGUGGCGUAAGCUAGCCAAUGAUGUGUCAUGUGCAGCUCACGUGACCACGCCGUCUGGAAACAUUCGAAAAAUGGCGCAGGAAAACAGUACCGAUAGUUUAGCGGAGAAACAUCUUGAGGUUAUUGCUUCAAUGGAGAAAAGUGUACAACCUAAGUCGUCAAAAGUGUGGGAACACUUUACUUUAAAGAAUUCAAAGAAGACCGUUUCCUGCAAAAUGGCACGGAAGUACAACAUUGCUUCAGGAGCACCUGAAAAGGAAACAUGUUGGAGCCAUGGAUGAAGGGAAGAACUCACAGAUCCACGGUGCCUGUGACAACGCCGCCUGUGACAACGCCGCCUGUGACAACGCCGCCUGUGACAACGGCGCCUGUGACAACGCCGUCAACGACGACAACGACGACAACGACGACAACCCCACUGGCACCAUCACUGUCCCAAAAGGAAAGUGUUCAAAAUAAAGAAAGUAAAAGCAGCUACGUUGCCACCCUGGAAGUACUGUUGGGGAUCUCUUCAAUUUUUGCCCUGGUGCUGCCUGUGGCCGUGUACUUUUACAUGCGUCGUCAGACGAGGCAGUUGGACUCGCCACCGGCAAACUCCCAGUCGCCCUGGGAAAACGUAGAGCUAUUGCAGCUACAGUAGGCCCACGGUUCCUGUAUCGACAUGCAUGAAGGUCAGACUCUGGGACUACGCUUCAUUGGCUGUGAGACCUUCGGCGGGAAGACAAAGUCGCUUUGUUCCGCUUGAAGGGGAGUGGAGCGAUGGAACAAGCGCCAUCAUGCCUGUGAAACAAGAAAUAUCCACUCCAUAUAUGACAGUCGUAUAGGCCUCAAAGAAUUAUGGAUUUUGUUAUUGUUCUCACUCACAUUGUUUGUCAGGUGUUGCACUGUUUUUACGCUUUACUGCACAAGAUGCCCAUUCAACUAUGAGGAAUUCACUGCAAUUAUGCAUUUAAUUCUAAUUCAAUGAGCUAAUAUUACUAGUUAUGUACCAUACAUGCAUACCUAGCCGCUUCCUGCUCCAUCAUUGAUUAGAACACAGUGACCAUGUUAGGUUCUGUUGGUCUUGAACCGCAAGAUGCAGAGAUGGCAGGCGUAGCACCGAUAAACAUGACUUUAAUGUCAAUAAGGAAAUAGUGCAAAUGGUAUGUGCACAUGCAGGAACAGGAAACAAUCUUCGAGCCCUGACUGGAGGGCGAGGCAGGCAUAAAUACUGUAUUUUUCGGACUAUAAGUUGCAGUUUUUUUCAUAGUUUGGCCGGGGGUGUGAAAUUAUUAACACAUUAUCGUAAAAUAUCAAAUAAUAUUAUUUAGCUCAUUCACGUAAGAGACUAGACCAGGGGUCGGCAACCUUUACCACUCAAAGAGACAUUUUGAAAAGUUUCAUAAAUGAAAGAAAACAAUGGGAGCCACAAAAAAAUUUUGAAAAUUUAAAAUGAAAAACACCGCAUACAAAGCUUAAAUUGCUUUGCGCUAUGUUAACCAAGGGUCUCUGACAUACGCACCGGCACGCACUUUAAUAUGGAAAUUUGAUGUUAGUGCGGCCCGCGACUUUUAAUUGAAUGGCGCUUGAUAGCGUCUUUCUUGCCAAUCCUCCCAAUUUUCCGGGAGACUCCCAAAUAUCAGGACGUGCUGGCACUGCUUUUAGUGCCCUCUACAGU
Entelurus aequoreus (snake pipefish) is the source of this 1737-nucleotide messenger RNA. RefSeq lists its product as uncharacterized. The transcript has 5 exons. Lineage: Eukaryota; Metazoa; Chordata; Actinopteri; Syngnathiformes; Syngnathidae. The record is from RefSeq and is a predicted model, not a curated record. The coding region runs from base 343 to 720 and encodes 125 amino acids.